Molecule: messenger RNA, 2314 nt
Organism: Misgurnus anguillicaudatus (oriental weatherfish)
Lineage: Eukaryota; Metazoa; Chordata; Actinopteri; Cypriniformes; Cobitidae
Gene: bmal1a
Product: basic helix-loop-helix ARNT like 1a
Biological process (GO): regulation of DNA-templated transcription
Cellular component (GO): transcription regulator complex; nucleus; cytoplasm
Molecular function (GO): protein dimerization activity; DNA-binding transcription factor activity
Source: RefSeq, a predicted model, not a curated record
CCAAAGAUCCUAUUUGUGCAAAAUGUAGGUUAGUGGUCCGACAGUCACACGAAGGGAAGAAAAGUAGGUCAGAGACCGAUUUCGUUUGUGUCACUGUUCCUCACGGAGCGGACGUCAAAAUACCGAUUUAAACUGUGAUGUUAAGCUAUUCCUCCGGUUUCUGUCGCAGGUAGGACAUGCUUUGAACACCGCUGCUGUAUUGAAUUCGUACGAUGAUCUAAUGGCAGACCAAAGGAUGGACAUUUCCUCCACGAUGAACGAGUUCAUGUCACAGAGCUCUGCAGAUCUUAUCAGUAGCUCUAUCGGCAGCUCGGGCAUGGACUACACCCGCAAGAGAAAGGGCAGCACCACAGAAUACCAAAUUGAUGGCUUUUCAUUUGAUGAUAGCAUGGACACGGACAAAGAUAAGGCACUCGGAAGAGAUGAGCAGCAUGGCCGGAUCAAAAAUGCCAGGGAAGCUCACAGUCAGAUAGAGAAGAGACGUAGGGAUAAAAUGAACAGUUUUAUAGAUGAGCUGGCAUCUUUGGUUCCCACUUGUAACGCCAUGUCUCGCAAACUGGACAAGCUUACUGUACUUCGCAUGGCUGUCCAACAUAUGAAGACUUUAAGAGGGGCCACCAACCCAUACACGGAAGCAAACUACAAACCAGCAUUCUUGUCGGACGAUGAAUUAAAGCACUUAAUUUUGAGGGCUGCUGAUGGCUUUCUCUUUGUAGUCGGUUGUGAUCGUGGAAAGAUCCUCUUUGUCUCGGAGUCUGUUUACAAAAGUCUCAAUUACACACAGAAUGAUCUGAUCGGCCAGAGUUUGUUUGACUACCUGCAUCCGAAAGACAUCGCCAAAGUAAAAGAGCAGCUGUCAUCGUCCGACACAGCCCCACGGGAACGACUUAUUGAUGCCAAAACUGGUCUUCCUGUGAAGACUGACAUCACUCCAGGCCCCUCCAGACUGUGUUCAGGAGCCCGUCGAUCCUUCUUCUGUAGAAUGAAAUGCAAUCGUCCUUCUGUAAAAAUGGAGGACAAGGACUUUCCCUCAACUUGUUCCAAAAAGAAAGCAGACCGCAAAAGUUUUUGCACUAUUCAUAGUACCGGCUACCUAAAAAGUUGGCCACCCACCAAGAUGGGCUUGGACGAGGACAACGAACCCGAUAACGAGGGCUGUAACCUCAGCUGUCUGGUGGCCAUUGGUAGGCUGCAUCCACACAUCGUCCCCCAGUCCAUGAACGGUGACAUUCGCGUCAAGCCUACGGAAUACGUCUCCCGCCACGCCAUCGAUGGCAAGUUUGUUUUCGUUGACCAGAGGGCGACAGCCAUUUUGGCGUACUUACCCCAGGAGCUUUUAGGAACAUCGUUUUAUGAGUAUUUUCAUCAGGAUGAUAUCGGUCACCUUGCUGAGUGCCACAGACAAGUGCUACAGAUGAGAGAAAAGAUCAACACAAACUGUUACAAGUUCAAGAUAAAAGACGGUUCCUUCAUCACCCUGAGAAGCCGAUGGUUCAGCUUCAUGAACCCCUGGACCAAAGAGGUGGAAUAUAUAGUCUCUACAAACACUGUGGUCUCAGGCAGUAUGCUUGAAGGAGCAGAUCCUAGUUUUUCACAAUCCGCUUCCUCGCCUCAGAGCAUGGACAGCGUUUUAACAUCAGGAGAUGGUGGAGGGAAACGGGCCCUUCAAACUGUUCCUGGCAUACCAGGAGGGACUAGAGCGGGAGCUGGGAAGAUCGGACGUAUGAUUGCGGAGGAAGUGAUGGAGAUUCAGAGGAUUCGGGGCUCCUCCCCCUCCAGCUGCGGUUCCAGUCCUUUGAACAUCACUGCCACUCCUCCACCUGACACCUGUUCUCCGGGAGGCAAGAAAAUUCAGAAUGGUGGAACUCCAGAUCUGCCUUCAGCAGGAAUUGUGCCUGGGCCAGAUUCAAUAGGAUAUCCAUAUUCAAAUAAUUCUUUAAUGAGUGAUAAUUCUCAUCUUAGUAUUGACAUCAUGGAAGAACCAGGAUCCAGCAGCCCAAGCAAUGAUGAGGCAGCCAUGGCCGUUAUAAUGAGCCUCCUAGAAGCUGACGCUGGUCUGGGCGGACCUGUGGAUUUCAGCGACCUGCCUUGGCCUCUGUGAAACCACAGUGGAGUCCCGCAAAGCUACGUAUUGGGCCCAAGGUUAAACGGUUUUAACCGCAGGUCACCACGGCCAAUUAAAAGGAACCACAGUGUGUGCACUAGUGUGUGGAGAAUUAAGGCUGCUUUCGUUAGAUGUAGGACCUUCGACUUGAAGCACACAAAAUGGUUAAAUUUCAUCUUUUACAACCCACCUGCUAAACAGAAACUUUGC